AUGGAGUACGCCAACGGCGCCGUGGCGGCCGCCGAUGGUGGUGGUUUUAGCCAGAUCGGAAUGAAGGCGCGUUCGCCGGAGGGACAUGCAGCUCGGGCCAUGCAAAUCAAAGGUGACGAGUUCGUGUGGGUGGAGAUCCAGGAGAAAACGUUCACCAACUGGGUCAACGAGCAGCUUCGACCGGUGGGCGCUGGCGUCGUCACCGACCUCAGGCGCGACCUCAGCGAUGGACUGCGGCUCAUCUCGCUCGUCGAGGCCCUGCAGAAGCGCCGCCUGCGACGCAUUGCGCGACCCCAGAAUCAGCACCAGUGCCUGGAGAACGUACAGACGGCGCUCACCGCCAUGGCACAGGACAACAUCAAGCUCGUCAACAUUG
This is a messenger RNA of Rhipicephalus microplus (southern cattle tick), 376 nucleotides long. It is a transcript of the gene jbug, whose product is annotated as filamin-type immunoglobulin domains fbug. Gene Ontology annotation, biological process: actin cytoskeleton organization. Gene Ontology annotation, molecular function: actin filament binding. The record is from RefSeq and is a predicted model, not a curated record. NCBI's taxonomy places the organism in Eukaryota, Metazoa, Arthropoda, Arachnida, Ixodida, Ixodidae.